Messenger RNA from Glycine soja, 1183 nucleotides. RefSeq names its product proteasome subunit alpha type-6. Gene Ontology annotation, biological process: ubiquitin-dependent protein catabolic process. Lineage: Eukaryota; Viridiplantae; Streptophyta; Magnoliopsida; Fabales; Fabaceae. Bases 217 to 957 code for a protein of 246 amino acids. The record is from RefSeq and is a predicted model, not a curated record. The transcript has 9 exons. Gene Ontology annotation, cellular component: proteasome core complex, alpha-subunit complex; proteasome core complex; nucleus.
AUCUCAAAAUCAUAACCUCCAUGUUUUCUUGAGUAGGAAGUUGAGAUCGAUGCUUAAAGGAGUUAAAGAGUAAAAGCACCGUCUCCGUCUCCACUCUCGGCUUCUUCUUCGUUGCGCUUUUUCCCAAAACCAAUUGCAUCACUCUCGUCCGUUACCGCCGCUGCCCUAGACCACCGCAAGCGACGUCGCACACCGCCUUCAUCCGUUAGGGCAAAAAUGAGUCGAGGAAGUGGAGGUGGAUACGAUCGUCACAUCACUAUUUUCUCCCCUGAAGGACGUCUCUUUCAAGUGGAGUAUGCUUUCAAGGCUGUGAAGGCUGCAGGAAUCACCUCGAUUGGUGUCCGAGGAAAGGAUUCAAUUUGUGUCGUUACUCAGAAGAAGGUUCCGGAUAAGCUUUUGGACAACACAAGUGUUACACACCUCUUUCCAAUCACCAAGUACCUUGGAUUAUUGGCUACUGGCAUGACAGCUGAUGCUAGGACACUGGUCCAACAAGCAAGAAAUGAAGCAGCUGAGUUUCGCUUUACAUAUGGAUAUGAGAUGCCUGUAGAUGUAUUAGCUAAAUGGAUUGCAGAUAAAUCACAAGUCUAUACUCAACAUGCUUAUAUGAGACCACUCGGAGUAGUUGCUAUGGUUUUGGGUAUUGAUGAUGAAUAUGGACCUCAGCUAUACAAAUGUGAUCCAGCUGGUCAUUACUUUGGUCACAAGGCAACAAGUGCUGGAUUGAAGGACCAAGAGGCAAUUAAUUUCUUGGAAAAGAAGAUGAAGAAUGACCCUUCAUUUACAUAUGAGGAGACGGUUCAGACUGCCAUUUCUGCCCUGCAAUCAGUUCUUCAGGAGGAUUUUAAGGCCACUGAGAUUGAGGUUGGAGUGGUGCGGAAGGAUAAUCCAGAAUUCAGAGUUUUAACCACCGACGAAAUUGAUGAGCACUUGACUGCAAUAAGUGAGCGUGACUGAGUUCUUGAUAAGGAUGUAGUUGUUCAAACUUUCUGAUGGUAGAGAUUAUAUUAUGUACUUGUUUCUGGAAUCAUCGAAUUGAUUUCCUUGUGAUAUUUGAGUGGUGAGUUACUCAAGAAUGAUGUUGAAGAUGGUAUUUGAUUUCCUAUUACAAGUUUACUUGGGAAAAUGUUUCAUGUUUCUACCAAUACUUUUUUUUUUAUUAUUAAAAAAAUUGUUUACAAAA